This is a messenger RNA of Botrytis sinoallii, 1167 nucleotides long. RefSeq lists its product as uncharacterized. The coding region runs from base 1 to 1167 and encodes 388 amino acids. The record is from RefSeq and is a predicted model, not a curated record. NCBI's taxonomy places the organism in Eukaryota, Fungi, Ascomycota, Leotiomycetes, Helotiales, Sclerotiniaceae. The transcript is spliced from 4 exons.
AUGAAAAAUGAUUGGUUUAUAAGGAGAUGGGUAAUACGUAUACAAGAACUUGCUCUCGCAAAGAAUUCAUCGAUUCGAAUGAAGCAGAUUCUCAACAAAUCUAUGAGAACCGACUUUGAGAAAUUGAGGAAGCCAACAGAAUAUCUCGGUGCUCUUGACGCUCGUGCGCUUGGUGCUAAUACGCUGGUCACUACCGCCUCUUGCUUAUUCCGCAGAUCUGACGAUGGGCGGAUCGAGCAACGAUUAUUGAGUUUGGAAAUUUUAGUUACCUCUAUGCUUCUCGCGUUUGAAGCCACUGAUCCAAGGGAUACAAUAUUCACAAUCUUAUCUAUUGCUAAAGAUACUGGGAAUCUGGGCUCUAAACUUGAUACAGAAAGGCGGUGGCUAGAUUUUGAAAGGCGACGCGGUGUGAUCAAAAUUCUGAUGGUUUUGUUAGAAUAUGUGGUAUGGCCAUUCUUUAAUUUAUUCACCACAUUGUUCUACACACAAUCAAGCCCCUCUAUGGCAGUUUUGGAUCCACGCAUACAGCCUAAUUACCAAAAGUGUCUCUCGGAUGUCUAUGCGGAUUUCAUAGAAUACUGUAUUCAAAUGUCCAACUCCCUCGAUAUUCUUUGUCGCCAUCGGCCCCCAGACUUAAGCUCAAAAACACUCGGGAAAAGGUCAAAAGCACAUUUGAAAAGGAGAAAAUGCCAUCUUGGAUUACCAGUAUUGAUCGAUGAGUCAGGUCGUCCACAAUAUAAUGCAUCCUCUCGACUAGCACCUCUUGUGCGUCUCGGCAAGAAAAUCAAUUAUGAUCUUAAGGACGAUGAAAUUGAUCCGACCAUCCCAGGAGAGCCCGGUGUAGAACCUAUAUAUGCGAAGAAGCAGGAGGAUAUACAACUCCGACACAAAUUCGAUGGUAUCAUGUAUGUUGAAGGAUUUCAGCUGGAUGUUAUAAAUAGAAGAUCUGAUGCCGUGACUGGAGGUAUAAUUACAGCUGAAGCAUUGAAAAUGGGGGGAUGUAAGAAAGACCCCUUGACAGGAAAGUAUGAGCCACAUGAUGCACUAUGGAGGACUCUAGUAGGGGACCGUGGACCCGAUGGUGUCAAUGCGUCCAAUUGGUAUCGGAGAGCUUGCGCAUAUUGUCUAGAAAAAAAAAGGCACCGGCAGCCAUGCUUCAAUUUUUAG